This is a messenger RNA of Coccidioides posadasii C735 delta SOWgp, 3816 nucleotides long. RefSeq lists its product as uncharacterized. Gene Ontology annotation, molecular function: ATP binding; ATP hydrolysis activity. NCBI's taxonomy places the organism in Eukaryota, Fungi, Ascomycota, Eurotiomycetes, Onygenales, Onygenaceae. The record is from RefSeq and is a predicted model, not a curated record.
GUUGAAUUGGUUCAUGGGUCAAUUAGAAAUCCAAUGUUAUUUGCGUGACACUGUUCCUACCAUUUUGUUUGCCAUGCUACUGUAAACGAGCUCCUUUCUCACCGAUACUCCCUUGCUCCCAUAGAUGCCGAAUCCUCAUCCUGACCCGUCUCUGUCUUCCUUCGACGAACCUGCGUCAAACAAGAAUAGUUCUGCGGGUGAGAGCCGCGAUUCGGGUCCUGACCCUGUCUUGACUCCGUCAACAGUUUCUUCAGCUCCUUCUUCCCAGCCAAACGGCGAGGUUAACGGCCAUUUAAGUCAGCCAAACAUGCCAGACGAAAAUGCAAGCUCCCCCGCGGCCAAUGCCGACGGACUAGAGAAGAAGCAGGAAGCGGGCGCCGAAAGUAUGACCCCAAAAACAGACGCAACCCCAGCUUCCUUGUCCACCGCAGACAACGAUUCGAAGAAGCCGCUCUGCAAGAAACACGGAGUUGUUCAUGAGAUCAAGUCAGAAAAGUCGAAAAUGAAGAAGAAAGCCGCGGAUUCAUCCUCCUCUGAGAGUGAGAGUGACGACGAUUCAUCCUCCGAAGCUUCUAGCUCUUCCUCUUCCUCUGAUACUUCCGAAUCGGAUUCUGACGAUUCUUCUGAUUAUGAUUCCCACAAAAAGUCGAAAAGAAAGAAGAAGAAGAAGAGGGCCAAGGAGCGCUCCAAAAAAUUGAAAUCGAAAAAGAAAGCUAGAAAAAUAGAGACUUCGUCUUCCGAAGACGACAGUGAUAGCGAUGGAGAUGUCUCUUCCGAAGAUGAAAAGUCUAAGAAAUCCAAGGCACGGGCGAAGAAGAAGGCCAGAAAAGCCAAGAAGCUUCAAGAAGAAGAGACAGAAGAUGGUGGAGAGGUAGACGAACCUGAAACACACAGCCGUGGUGCUCAACGGGGAAGAGGUGGUCUCCAGUUUCGGGGUGGAAUGCGUCCGCGUCGCAAGCUGAGACAGACUGGUUAUGUGGAUAACAAGCUUCUCGCCGAGCAAACAGCUCAGCAGGCAGCAUUGUUACAGCAGCAACAACGGGCUCUGCAGAAGGCAUCCAAGUCAAAGAAGCAGAAGCGUGCAUCCAAAGUUGCAUAUAAGCGAAUUGAUCAAUUAUGGGAUAACACCCUCCACAAUUACAAAUUGACAGAGACAGUCAAGGAUCCGGAUGCAAAUGAAUGGGACCAGUACAUCUUCACUGUGCGCCGUCGGUUUGACUGGGAUAACAAAUAUCUCGAAACACUUGUUGACAUUAAGAGUAAAGCUCUCCGAGAUGCGUUGGCCCAUGUCAUGGAUGGUGUUAAGAGCGUCAGUCUCGUUCAAGACACCCCGGCUGUUGACCCCAACAUGCUCUUCCUCUAUCUAGAAGAGUGCCGUGCAUACGUAAAGGAGCUCAAAGCAUCCGCAAAAACAGCAGAUAAGAAGAAGGUUAGAAGGCAAACAGAGUUGAAGGCGGCACACCUAAAGGUUCUGGUGAAGUACCUCGACAAGGAUUAUGCAGAAACGAAGAAAACAUUGUAUCCGCUACUGGAGAACAACACCAUUACUUUUGAUCUCCUCUGGGCUCUAUUCAAGCCGAAUACCGUUGUUUAUACUCCUACUUAUGGAGCUGUCGACGAACCCCGCGCGUUUAAGCUAGAAUAUGCCAGCAAAGAGAGUUCGUUCAUGAAGGGCCAAUGGUACUCCAUUGAAGGACGAUAUUUGGAGUACGACGGUAAAUCGUUUGGCAUGGGUACUAUGACUAGCGAAGUCGAUUUCUUUAAGGGCCCUCGAAAGAUCACUAGCCUUGCGUGCUAUCCUAUCCAGUACCAUCGGGAUGCUGAAGGGCUAAAGUCCAAACUCGUCGAGCGCGGCAAGAAAUUUGUCUCUCUUCAGGGAAUGAACUAUCGCUUCCAUCAAGGCAUGGCUUUUUUCAAGAAGCGUCGUUCGAUCAUUAAAGUAAACAUCAAUGGGCGUGUGAUGGUGGAUCCUGCGCUACAUCGCCGAAUCAAUCCGAACUACCCUAUUAGCACCGUUAAGCCGAAGGAUUCAGAUCUUCCAGAGGGGUCAAGUAGCGACAGCGAUGACGAUGGCUGCUGCUGUCUUGGUUCCUCAUCAGAGUCGGAACGGCUAAAUCGCGAUGAUACCCCUCGAACUAAACUCAAGGUUGUUCACGAUAAAGAGGGCAAACCUCAUCUGGUUGAAGUCGAGAUCGAUGAAAACGGCAAUGAGAUUAUGAAGGAAGAUAUUGACAAGAUCAAAGACGGUGCUUCCGGGAACGGCGACAUUGAUUUUACCGAAGAGGAGCUUUUGAUUGCAAGUCCCGUCGUUUUGGGAUUUGCUUUCAGCGAGAAGCUCUGGCUGGAAUUCACUAUCUCUGGAAUUAGAGAAAUUGAAUGGAACUCCGGCGCCUUCGAUUCUCUAGUGCUACCAGGGAAUCAAAAGUCAAUUGUUAAGGCUCUUGUGGAGUCUCACACUUUCCAUGCAGCGGAAAAUAUCGAAGAUGUUAUCCAAGGAAAAGGAAAGGGUCUUGUUGCUGUUUUGCACGGUCCUCCUGGUACUGGAAAGACUCUCACUGCAGAAGGCAUCGCAGAAUUACUUAAGCGUCCACUUUACAUGGUGAGCGCUGGUGAGCUUGGGACCGAUUCGCGCACUCUCGAGGGCGAGCUGAACAAGAUCCUUGACAUUGCCCACUCCUGGGGUGCGGUUCUUCUCCUGGAUGAAGCGGACGUAUUUUUGGAGAAGCGUACGAUCCAAGAUAUCCACCGGAAUGCUCUAGUUAGCAUUUUCUUGCGAUUACUUGAAUACUUCCAAGGCAUCCUGUUCCUCACUACUAACCGUGUGGAGACAUUCGACGAUGCAUUCCAGUCGCGUAUUCACGUUGCUUUGCGCUAUGGUGACCUGACGGCCAAAGCUAAGCGUGCUGUCUGGAAGAUGUUCCUUGAUAAGGUUCGCACGAAGGAGGGCCUUGAGGUGGUUAAGUUUACGGACAAGGACUAUGAUACUCUUGCCAGGCAUGCCCUAAACGGCCGACAGAUUAAGAACUCCGUUCGAACUGCGCAGGCUCUUGCCCUUAACGAACAGACUGCUUUGUCCAUGGAGCAUAUCAACCGUGUUCUAGACGUGGCUGAAACCUUUGAACAGGAUCUCAAGGGCGGAACCGGAUACAUGGAUGCCAUGCGAAGCUACACCUAAAUUAACCCCUCCAAUCGCUUUCACAUUUGCACAGAGCUUCAUCAUAAGAUCCAAUCACUUGAACCAGCGUGUGUCUUUGAUCCUUGCAUUAGAGUAUUUGAAUUCGACAUUUCUUUUCAAUCUCCUCUCAGCAUGAUCACUGCGCCUGGGGCUCUCUCUGGAAUCCGUGUUCAUAUUUCUCCGUGCCCUUCCCUUCAUCCCGUUCGACUCAUUAUUGACAAGAUGAAUUUAAUGCCAAGCUGCUUUACCCAUGCUCUAAUGACUGGGUUUUCCUGUUCCGUCCGCGUGAUCUUUAUUUUACCUUGUUAUUUCGUGAUGUUUUCUUUCUAUGAUGUUCUAUUCAUGAUAUGCCUUGACUUUCUGCUUGCUUGCCUCCUUUGCUGUGUGCUCUGUAGUUUGCUUGGGGAUAUGGAUUGGGAAUGGAACGGAGAAAUGGGGAACUUUCGAAUGUAUUAGGGAUUCAUUUUCUUUUUUUUUUUUUUUUGGAGAACUGAUUUUUGUUCUCUUGCCCCCUUUUUUCUUAUUAAUAUGGCUGCUUUCGAGACAUGUGAUUGUUGUUUGCUGAUGUUGACGUGGGUUAUGACGAAGAUGCUUAUCCCUUAAUCUGAAGCAUAAUAAUAUAAUCUCAUUCUGCGGUUGCU